This is a messenger RNA of Biomphalaria glabrata, 1649 nucleotides long. RefSeq names its product cell adhesion molecule 1-like. Bases 221 to 1633 code for a protein of 470 amino acids. The transcript is spliced from 10 exons. The record is from RefSeq and is a predicted model, not a curated record. Lineage: Eukaryota; Metazoa; Mollusca; Gastropoda; Planorbidae.
ACUACGCUUAGUAUAGAAUGUUAUGUUUAUCUACUCCUAUAACACAGUUGUCGAUCUUUACACCUGUAUUUGUUCACCACUCUAUUUGGUUUCUUUUGCAAAGCACCUAUUCAGUGCUAGAGAAUUUGAUGAUGUUAGCUUACUAUAGAAUCGAAGAAAAACAUCUAGGAUUUAUUGUGCUGUAGGAAUAUUGCUCUCUAAGGACUAGGUACAUCUUACCAUGACAGAACGUUUUGUGAUUUUCAGAGCUUUUUUAGUUGCCACUUUAUGCCUGCACGUGAACACAAUUGAUGUGACUACCACCUGGUUGAAUGACACUAUUAUAGGAACUACUGCAACAUUACAGUGUAGUUGGACAGUAGCAUCUGGAGAAAAUCCAACCCAAAUUGUUUACUCACCAAAUAACAAUACCGAUCCUUUCUAUUUUUCUUGUGAUGUUAACACUGAUCUACCGUACAGUUGUACUAGAGGUCCAUCAGCUCAAAAUAGACACAACAUUACAUCUUCUCUUCUAAGGUCUGUGUCAAUGUUGAUUACUAACCUGCAAUGUUCAGAUGAUGGAACAUCUUAUUUUUGUUUUGUUGGAGAACUUUAUAAAAGUCCAACUAUAUCACAAUCUCUACUGAGGGUAAAAGUUACACCAACAGUUCCAACAUUAAGUAAUGUCCAGACAGAUGUCCAAGAAAACUCAAACAUCACAGCUACAUGUACAGCUGGUGUUGGUUAUCCUAAUGCUGGACAAAUUGUUUGGAAAGUUUAUCAGAAUGGACAAAGUGUUGAUUUAUCUCCAGAACUUAUGAUAACUGCUGUAAAUGUCACACAGUCAGGAGAUGACAGAUGUACAGUACGUACCCAAAGUUCAGUAACUCUAAUAGCAAAGAGAGAUCAUCAGAAUAUUUCUCUGGCAUGUUUUGUAAUCAAUCAAGAUUUUAAACCUACAGCACCAGACACUUGUACUAAUCCAGAAACAGAUUAUUGUAUCCAGACUAACCCUAUUGUGGUCACUUAUCCAGUGUCCAGUCUAAGUCUGACCAGAGAACCAGCAUCUACACUGUAUGAAGGAAAUACAGUGACACUUAAAUGUCUAGUCGAUGGAAAUCCUUUACCAACUUUCACGUGGACUAAAUAUGGAGAUGAAAACAGAAAAAUUUCUAGCGAGAUGGAUGGUCUCUACAGCACUGUUACUUUGACUAGUCUAAAUAAAACCCUGGAUUCUGGAGAAUACAACUGUACAGCUUCCAAUGUUAUAAAAAAUGUGAAUUACGCAGCUAUUGGUGUAAUCGCUCUAGAUAUAUAUGAAGCCACCACUCCAGCUCCUACAACAACAACAACAACAACAACAACAACAACAACGGAGCAAACGUAUAGAUCUACAUCGUCAACAGAAACAAUCUCGGCAGAAAAUAUCAAUGCAGUCAAUAAUUCUGACAGUAAUAAAGUUUCUCUGAUAGCUGUGGGUGUUAUUUUAUCAUCAAUUAUAAUUGUACAGUUAAUUAUCAUCUUUCUGAUCAGAAGACAAGGGAUAUGUGUGAAGAAACCAGGCGAAAGAAAGCCACACAUCUAUAACCACCCCAAUAAGGAAUCUGAAUAUGAUUAUGUUAAUAAUUCCAAUUAUAAUUGUAUUGAGAUUUAAAAUUAAUCUUUGUUUU